AUGGACCCUCGAUACAACACCUACCCACAGCGACAGGCACAGCAGCCUCAGCCCCAAGUAGCACAACGUCAGCACCAACGGUUCUCGUGGCAGGCUCCACUAGAGCCAGACACGAUGCCAUCAGCACAAAGGCUACCAAAACACCAGCAGCAGCCGGCGGUCAACACCAUAGCCCCCCAACAUAGCAGGGGGUUCUCAUACGCUCCGACUCCGAUUGAGCAUAAUGGAUCAGCCUACUAUACAUCAUCAUCGUCGGAAGACCCGGUCCAUCCGUCAUCACCGGUCUUCACACCUAUUGAUGAUCGGCCGCAGUCCAGGUUCGACAUGUUGAACACUCCAGCACGGCGCCAAUCACAACGAGCUUACGCACCCUCGUCUCACCCACAUGACGAAGACGCCCUUCUGUCACCGUCGUCACCGGAAGCCCAGACGCUGCCUUUCAUGUUAGUCGAGUCAUUAGUAGGAGGACAGGACGUAUCGACACCACAAACGCAGCAACCUGAACCAACACCACAGUCUCUAGUGCAACAAAGCAAACAUGCGCGACAGAUGAGCAAUCUAGCACCUAUAAACACAACCUUCACACGACCCACGAUGCCCGCAAUUCCCCAAAGCCCACGCUCUGGCACAGAGCACCAGAAAUCGCCAGGAGCGCUCCCCUACAAGACCCCAAUGUCGCCCAUUUCAGCAGCGCCCAUUCGGAAAGACACACCGAACUCAUCCUACAACUCGCACACACGACACCAGCCAUACCCAGACGAGCCAUACUCGCCACACAACUUCUCAACGCACAACCUCACGACACCGCACGCUAUCUUCUCCCCUGAUGCGGCCCACGGGCCUAACGGACUCGACUUCUCCCUGCACCAACCGGGCCAAAUCCGACACCCCAAUAUGGAUGAUGGCAUGCAGCACACGUGGAAAACCAGCCUGUGCGCCUGCAACAGCGACGUAUCAACCUGCCUGACAGGACUCUUCUGCCCGUGCAUCCUCAGCGGCCGCACCGCGCACCGACUGACACAAAAGAGCAAAAAGGCCGACGCCACAGACAUGCUAGGCUACAGCAGCACAAACGGCCACUGCGUCGCCAUGACGCUAGCAUGCGGUGUCGGGCUGGGCUGGGUCUUCCCCCUGCUGCAGCGCACGCGCAUCCGCCGCCUGUACAAACUGCAGGGCAGCUGCGGUGACGAUGUGCUCAAGGGUUGCUGCUGUUGCUGCUGUGUUGCGGUGCAGAACGAGCGCGAGGUGCGAGGGCGAGAGGAGAGCGCGAAUCGGUGGGCGGGGCCGGCGAGUCGCGAUGUCUACACCAGCGGUGCUGGGAUGGAAUAUAAACCACAGAACUGA
Ascochyta rabiei is the source of this 1344-nucleotide messenger RNA. RefSeq lists its product as uncharacterized. NCBI's taxonomy places the organism in Eukaryota, Fungi, Ascomycota, Dothideomycetes, Pleosporales, Didymellaceae. The record is from RefSeq and is a predicted model, not a curated record. The transcript has a single exon. Bases 1 to 1344 code for a protein of 447 amino acids.